Messenger RNA from Odobenus rosmarus divergens (Pacific walrus), 2494 nucleotides. RefSeq names its product integrator complex subunit 10 (gene INTS10). Bases 102 to 2234 code for a protein of 710 amino acids. The record is from RefSeq and is a predicted model, not a curated record. Gene Ontology annotation, biological process: snRNA processing. Lineage: Eukaryota; Metazoa; Chordata; Mammalia; Carnivora; Odobenidae. Gene Ontology annotation, cellular component: integrator complex. The transcript is spliced from 17 exons.
AUGCGCAGAAGCCUCCCCCGCGGCAGCGGCGGCGGCGAGGGUGUCUCCAGAGCCGGAAGGUAAACGACCUCAGCUGCCGGCGGCCUGACGCCUCCUGGGUUAUGUCGGCCCAGGGUGACUGCGAGUUCCUGGUGCAGCGAGCCCGGGAGCUGGUGCAGCAGGACCUAUGGGCAGCCAAGGCUUGGCUGAUCACAGCCCGCAGCCUCUACCCCGCCGACUUUAACAUCCAGUAUGAGAUGUACACCAUCGAGCGGAAUGCCGAGAGGACCGCCACCGCCGGGAGACUGCUGUACGACAUGUUUGUGAAUUUCCCAGAUCAGCCGGUGGUGUGGAGAGAAAUCAGCAUUAUUACAUCAGCAUUAAGGAACGAUUCACAGGAUAAACAAACCCAAUUUUUAAGAAGUUUAUUUGAAACUCUCCCUGGUCGGGUCCAGUGCGAAAUGUUACUAAAGGUUACAGAACAAUGCUUCAACACGUUGGAACGAUCAGAAAUGUUGCUUCUGCUUUUGAGACGCUUCCCUGAAACAGUGGUGCAGCAUGGGGUUGGCCUUGGGGAAGCAUUAUUAGAGGCUGAAACUAUUGAAGAACAAGAAUCUCCUGUUAACUGCUUUAGAAAAUUAUUUGUUUGUGAUGUCCUUCCUCUAAUAAUUAACAACCAUGAUGUCCGAUUGCCUGCCAAUUUAUUAUAUAAGUACUUGAACAAAGCAGCUGAAUUUUAUAUCAAUUAUGUCACUAGGUCUACUCAAAUAGAGAGUCAGCAUCAAGGUACCCAAGAAGCAUCUGAUUUAAUGUCACCUAGCAAACGGAGCUCUCAGAAGUACAUAAUAGAAGGGCUGACUGAAAAAUCGUCCCAGAUUGUGGACCCUUGGGAGAGGUUGUUUAAGAUUUUAAAUGUUGUUGGAAUGAGAUGUGAAUGGCAGAUGGAUAAAGGAAGACGAAGCUAUGGUGAUAUUUUGCAUAGAAUGAAGGAUCUCUGCAGAUACAUGAACAACUUUGAUAAUGAAGCUCAUGCAAAAUAUAAAAACCAAGUGGUUUAUUCAACUAUGUUGGUCUUCUUUAAGAAUGCAUUCCAGUAUGUCAACAGCAUACAACCAUCUCUGUUCCAAGGUCCUAAUGCCCCAAGCCAAGUUCCACUGGUUCUUCUUGAGGAUGUAUCAAAUGUGUAUGGUGAUGUAGAAAUUGACCGUAACAAACAUAUACAUAAAAAGAGGAAACUAGCUGAGGGAAGAGAAAAAACCAUGAGUUCAGACGACGAAGACUGUUCAGCAAAAGGAAGGAAUCGUCACAUCGUAGUCAAUAAAGCAGAGCUUGCUAACUCCAUUGAAGUGCUCGAGAGCUUUAAGCUAGCCAGGGAGAGCUGGGAGUUGCUCUACUCCCUGGAAUUCCUCGACAAGGAAUUUACAAGAAUUUGUUUGGCCUGGAAGACAGAUACUUGGCUUUGGUUAAGAAUCUUCCUCACUGAUAUGAUCAUCUAUCAGGGUCAAUAUAAAAAAGCAAUAGCCAGCCUGCAUCAUCUAGCAGCUCUCCAGGGGUCGCUUCCUCAGCCGCAGAUCACAGGACAGGGGACCCUGGAGCAUCAGAGGGCACUCAUCCAGCUAGCGACCUGCCACUUUUCUCUAGGGGAGUACAGAAUGACAUGUGAAAAAGUCCUUGAUUUGAUGUGCUACAUGGUACUCCCCAUUCAAGAUGGAGGCAAAUCACAGGAGGAACCCUCAAAAAUAAAGCCCAAAUUUAGAAAAGGUUCAGAUCUGAAGUUGCUGCCUUGUACCAGCAAGGCUAUCAUGCCGUUCUGCCUGCAUCUAAUGCUGGCUUGCUUUAAGCUCCGAGCGUUCGCGGACAGCAGGGACGACAUGGCGCUGGGCCACGUGAUUGUCUUGCUUCAGCAAGAGUGGCCACGGGGAGAGAAUCUUUUCUUGAAAGCUGUCAGUAAGAUUUGCCAACAAGGAAAUUUCCAAUACGAGAAUUUUUUCAACUAUGUUACAAAUAUCGAUAUGCUGGAGGAAUUUGCCUACUUAAGAACUCAGGAAGGUGGGAAAAUUCAUCUGGAAUUACUGCCCAAUCAAGGAAUGCUGAUCAAGCACCACACGGUCACUCGGGGCAUCACCAAGGGCGUGAAGGAGGACUUCCGCCUGGCCAUGGAGCGCCAGGUGUCCCGCUGUGGCGAGAACUUGAUGGUUGUGCUGCACAGGUUCUGCAUCAACGAGAAGAUCUUGCUCCUUCAGACUCUGGCCUGACCGGAGCCCUUUCCACCAGAGGAAAGGCAGCUCCGAGCCGUGGGAUUUUUUGUGAAGACAUAAAGCAUUCAUAAAUGUUGCCGUUACAACUCUUAGAAAGAAGAAAACCUUCUGAGUUCCAACUCCUUGGUUGCUUAAAAGUAGUUCCCAAGAGUCUGAGACGCUAUUUCUAUUUUUCAGAGUCAUUUUUUGUAAUUUUUGUAAAACAAAAGAACCUGUUUUGUAAAUAAAAAUCAUCCUAAGUUUGGGGCUUUUAAAAA